UUCCUCUUGCGUUGCAUCUUGCAUUCCAGUUUAUAUCGAACUCGAUGCAUAAUGGAAACUGGAAGCACAUGAUGUUUUUUAUCUUAUGUUUUUAUUACGCUGUUUAUCGCUUUUUAGUUAUCCGUUAUCAAUAAUACUGUGAAAAUAAAGAUAAGCUACACGAAGAGUGCCUUCCAUAAUUACCGAUUUCUGUGCUGUUUUAAAUUAAAAUCUUUUUCCACAAGCGUGAAGUUUGUCUUCUAGUUUUUAUUACUGUGCAAAGCUAAUAUACAAACAAAUUGCAGAUAUAUAUUUUUUUGAGAAUAUAGAAAAUAUACACAUAAGUUAAUAAUUAUGUGCCAACGACUAGAAGCUAUAGAUAAAUAUUAUUACAAUUUGCAAUAUAAUGAAUGUAAGAGAGAAGAGGCAUUAGCAAAAAUAUCCAGUUUAUCUAAAGCAAUAAAGUUUAAAGAUGUUAAUGACAUCUCAGAGAGAUUCAUUGAAACAGCAUUUGUAAUAAAAAACAAUCUGUCUCUUUUCCAAUCUGUAUGUAGACAUGUAGACAUAGUUACCACUAUUAUUGAAUAUUUAACUAAUUUUGGUGCGAAAUUUAUGCUUCACAGUCAAUUUGAGGAAGAAUAUACUAGAGAUGAUGAAAUUUUGUCAGUAAUGCUUACUCUUGUGCAUAUAUGUGGAGACACAGAAAUAGAAUUAUUUUUGGAAGAUGCUAUUCUCAAAAAUUAUACAUUGAAUGGAACAAUUCAAUAUGAGCAAUUGAAAUGUAAACCUUUCCAUUUAACAGAUCAGUCCAAUGAAAUGAUACUUUUAGAAGAUUCAGAUUUGUAUGCAGUUAUUCGCUGUUUGAGAAUUAUCUACUCUCAAACUACCGACAAAGGAUGUUUCCCUUAUUUACAUAAAAUUUGGGUCCAAGAGUUUAUAAAACAAAAGUUUUUAUGGCUUGUCCAAGAAUAUUUUAAGAAUUUAACUUUUCCCAUUUAUGUAUUUCGAUCAAGAAAAGAGUUACUUACAGCGAAUGUACAUCACAAGAUGAAUAUAGUAUCCAUAUGGUCAGAAGACAUUAUAGCUGCAAAGAAUUUAGCAACAUCCUUAAAUAAAGAAGUUUUAUUCAUAAAUACACACAUGGAUUUGCAUGAUGGUAUUGCACUUUUACCUUAUGUAAAAAUAUUCAACAAAACAUUGGACACACUAUCGUACAAACAACAAAAUUUUAAUCUUGAUAAUAAUAUGAUAAAACCGAAGAAAAACGAAAUUCCAACUCAUUAUUUUUUUUAUUAUAAUAAGUGGCAACAACCUGUGGAAAACACAUAUUGGAUAUAUAAUGAAACUCUGUGGGCACAUGCAACAAGUUGCGACAUUGAAAGAUGUAUUGAUUCAGCUGAAGAAGGAUUUAAAAUUUGGAGUACCAAAUCUGCAUUUUCUAGAAACCAAAGUUUACUUAAGAUUGCAUACACGUUAGAAAACACUGGUAAAUUUUUAUUAGCAGAUAGAAUAAAAAAAUGGAUAAAAUUUUCAUGUAUUUAUGAAACAUCGUUACUUUGUUCUAAAAACAGAAGAUCAGAAACAACAAAAUUUCAUAAGCCAAGAGGCGUUUUCAUUUUAAAGGAAAAAGAUGAAACUGUUUUAUAUGAUCAAUUGACACAAAUUUUAAUUGCUGGUAAUUCUGUUAUCGUGAUAUGCGAUGGAAAAAAUUCUUAUGAUCUAGCACAAUAUUGUGACAUAUUUUCAGUAUCUGGGAUACCAUCAGGUGUUAUAAAUUUAUUGUUGAGUGAAAAAUUGGAAACUUUAGCAUUUUCCUUAUGUGCAAUUGAUUAUGAUCUUUAUGCAAAACGAUUUUUCUCAAAAGAUCCAAAAAAAACAUAUAUAAACCUUACUGUACCAAAACAAAUUAUACUACCUAUUUCAUAAAUAAUUUUAAUAAUAUAUGACAUAAAUGUCUCUAGAUAGAAAACAUUUUGCGAUAUAAGCAUGGAUAUACGUACAAAAAUAUAUAAAUACAUUUAUAUAUUUAUUUCCAUUUUAUAAUUUUACAAUUUUUAUUACAUUCAUACAUUAAUUCUUUGAAUAAAAGUGAUAAUUAUAUGACUCACUCAGGAUUAUUAAAAUAUUCAUAGAAAAUAUGUUCUACAUUUUCAUUACCAUGAGCAUAUAAAUAGAUAAAAAAAUUAACUGCGAUGUAUAUCUUUUUUAUCAUAAAAAUAUUUUAUAUUUUUAUUAGCAAAUUAUAUAUGCUGCAUAAAUAAUAUAAUUUAAUACAUAUUAUGUUUUAGCAAUUAAAAAAGAUUUUUUUGUAUACGUUUCUUUAUAUAUUUUUAUCUAAAGCUCUUUUGUAAAUUGUACUAUACAUUUCAUUGGUAAUUCCGCUUGUUGUAGAUGCAUAAUAUGCAAUAACUUUCAAAUGUGGGUAGCCUCAAUAAAAAAGAAAAAAAAUACAAAAAGAUUUUUAAUUAGUAAAUUAUAUUUUUUGUUCUUUGUACUAAUAAAAUCACUGUGCGUGUAAAAAAAGCUGAUAUAACUAAAUAUAUAUGCAUAAAUUUGUACUGUUAUAUACAUAUAUGUUUGUAUAUAUGUAUAUGCAUCACAUAAUAUAAGGAAUGUAUUUACUGGAAGAUAAUGUGCGAUUAAAAUUUUUAUCUCUGAGAACAAACCUAUGCCUAAUUAAUUAAAACUUAAUGAUUAAAUUAUAUGCGAAUUAAACAAAUCAAUUUGCUGUA
Molecule: messenger RNA, 2711 nt
Organism: Cataglyphis hispanica
Lineage: Eukaryota; Metazoa; Arthropoda; Insecta; Hymenoptera; Formicidae
Exons: 9
Coding region: 334-1905 (523 amino acids)
Molecular function (GO): oxidoreductase activity
Source: RefSeq, a predicted model, not a curated record